AUGGAUCUGAAUUUAAACCGAGCGGAUUAUUUACAGGUGGGAGUGACCUCUCAGAAGACUAUGAAGCUACUUCCUGCUUCAAGAUAUAGAGCCACACAAAAGGUGGUUGUUGGAGAUCAUGAUGGAGUAGUUAUGUGCUUUGGCAUGAAGAAGGGAGAAACAGUGACAGUAUUCAAGACUUUACCUGGGCAGAAGAUUGCCACAUUGGAACUAGGAGGGGUUCUUAACACGCCCCAGGAGAAAAUAUUUAUUGCUGCAGGAUCUGAAAUUAGAGGCUUCACAAAGAGAGGAAAACAGUUUCUCUCUUUUGAAACAAACCUCACUGAAAGCAUUAAAGCUAUGCACAUAUCUGGCUCAGACCUUUUUCUCAGUGCAAGUUAUAUCUAUAACCAUUAUUGUGACUGCAAAGACCAACAUUAUUACCUUUCUGGAGACAAAAUCAAUGAUGUCAUCUGCCUUCCAGUGGAAAGAGUACUUCGUGAUGUACCGGUGUUGGCCUGCCAGGACAGAGUACUCAGAGUUUUACAGGGAUCUGAUGUGAUGUAUGAAAUUGAAGUUCCUGGCCCACCUACUGUUUUAGCCCUACACAAUGGAAAUGGCGGUGACUCUGGAGAAGACCUUUUGUUUGGAACGUCAGAUGGAAAACUUGGGCUUAUUCAGAUCACUACAUCCAAACCAAUACACAAGUGGGAAAUUCGAAAUGAGAAAAAGAGGGGAGGUAUUUUGUGUAUUGACAGCUUUGACAUUGUGGGUGACGGGGUUAAAGAUUUACUUGUUGGAAGAGAUGAUGGAAUGGUGGAAGUGUAUAGUUUUGAUAAUGUAAAUGAGCCUGUUCUACGAUUUGAUCAGACGUUGUCUGAGAGUGUCACAUCUAUCCAGGGUGGCUGUGUAGGGAAAGAUGGCUAUGAUGAAAUCGUGGUAUCCACAUAUUCAGGGGAAAGGUAAGGCUGGGUUACAGGUCUGACAACAGAGCCUAUUCAUAAGGAAAGUGGACCAGGAGAAGAACUAAAAAUUAAUCAGGAGAUGCAGAAUAAAAUUUCUUCUUUACGGAGUGAGUUGGAACAUCUGCAAUAUAAGGUACUACAGGAAAGAGAGAAAUAUCAACAGUCUUCUCAAUCAAGCAAAGCAAAAUCAGCAGUACCUUCAUUUAGUGUAAAUGACAAGUUUACAUUAAAUAAAGAUGAUGCCAGCUACAGCCUUAUCUUAGAGGUUCAGACGGCGAUAGACAAUGUCUUAAUACAGAGUGAUGUUCCAAUAGAUUUACUAGAUGUGGAUAAAAAUUCUGCUGUUGUCAGCUUUAGCAGCUGUGAUUCUGAGUCAAAUGACAACUUUCUUCUCGCCACUUAUCGGUGCCAGGCAAAUACCACAAGGCUGGAACUCAAGAUUCGCUCAAUUGAAGGCCAGUAUGGCACACUUCAAGCAUAUGUGACUCCAAGAAUUCAACCCAAAACAUGUCAGGUCCGCCAGUACCUUAUCAAACCCCUUUCACUCCAUCAAAGAACUCACUUUAUUGAUCAUGACAGACCCAUGAAUACACUGACUUUGACAGGCCAGUUCAGUUUUGCUGAACUUCACUCCUGGGUGGUUUUUUGCCUGCCUGAAGUUCCUGAAAAACCUCCAGCAGGAGAAUGUGUGACAUUUUAUUUUCAGAACACCUUCCUGGAUACACAACUUGAAAGUACCUACAGAAAAGGUGAAGGAGUUUUUAAAUCUGACAACAUUUCUACUAUAUCCAUCCUAAAAGAUGUGCUCUCUAAAGAAGCUACAAAAAGGAAAAUUAACCUCAACAUAUUAUACGAGAUAAAUGAAGUAUCAGUCAAACACACAUUAAAGCUAAUCCACCCAAAGCUGGAGUACCAGUUGCUUUUGGCUAAGAAAGUGCAAUUAAUUGAUGCUUUAAAAGAAUUGCAGGUUCAUGAGGGAAACACAAACUUUCUGAUACCAGAAUAUCGCUGUAUCCUAGAAGAGGCAGAUCACCUACAGGAAGAAUACAAAAAGCAACCUGCACAUCUUGAAAGACUCUAUGGCAUGAUCACCGAUCUUUUCAUAGAUAAGUUCAAAUUCAAAGGCACCAAUGUAAAAACCAAAGUGCCUCUUUUACUGGAGAUUCUGGACAGUUAUGACCAAAAUGCAUUGAUUGCUUUCUUUGAUGCUGCAUGA
Messenger RNA from Lipotes vexillifer (Yangtze River dolphin), 2160 nucleotides. RefSeq names its product Bardet-Biedl syndrome 7 (gene BBS7). Gene Ontology annotation, biological process: intracellular transport; non-motile cilium assembly; intracellular protein localization. NCBI's taxonomy places the organism in Eukaryota, Metazoa, Chordata, Mammalia, Artiodactyla, Lipotidae. Gene Ontology annotation, molecular function: protein binding. The record is from RefSeq and is a predicted model, not a curated record. Gene Ontology annotation, cellular component: axoneme; membrane; ciliary basal body.